UGGACCUGGAUUUCUGUUUAUCACUCAAGAACUGGUGUGCUCAGCUCUUCUCUACAGGACAGGUGAACUGCUUUUCCUGACAGUUUUAUAACGAACUUGUUCACAAAAUGUCAAAGUCAGUGGAUCAUAUUAAAAGACCGAUGAAUGCGUUCAUGGUUUGGUCUCGGGGUCAAAGGAGGAAGAUGGCACAGGAGAACCCCAAAAUGCACAACUCCGAAAUCAGCAAAAGGCUGGGAGUCGAGUGGAAACUGCUGACAGAAUCAGAGAAGCGACCUUACAUAGACGAGGCAAAAAGACUCCGGGCGCAGCACAUGAAAGAAUACCCCGACUACAAGUACCGACCGAGGCGUAAGCCCAAGAAUUUGUUAAAGAAAGACAAGUACUUCCCUCUGCCUUACCUUGGAGAUAGAGACCACUUUAAAGGGUUCCCAGUCUCUUCCACGGACUCUCUUUUGAGUGCUUCAGAAAAAGCCCGUGCAUUCCUGCCUCCGACCUCGGCACCUUACUCCUUCCUCGACCCCGGCCAGUUCAGCUCAAACGCCAUUCAGAAGAUGACGGAGAUGCCUCACGGGCUGACCCCGAGCACUUUGUCCUACCCCUCUUCUCUGGGAUACCAGAACGGAGCUUUCAGAAGUUUGAGUUGCCCCAGCCAGCACACCCACACCCACACGUCACCCACCAAUCCUGGCUAUGUGGUGCCAUGUAACUGUACGGCCUGGUCAGCGUCUAGUUUACAACCUCCAGUUGCCUACAUACUUUUCCCAGGUAUGACCAAGACUGGAAUAGACCCAUAUUCCUCAGCACACGCAGCAGCUAUGUAAUACAAAGGCGAGACACUGAAACUUGAACCCAACAUAAUUAAAAUGGAUCUACAUAAAUACAGAAAAAAUUAAAUAAUUUAACGAGCAACAAUUACCGGAAACUGAGGAUUCGUGUGAAAAAACAAAACAUAACUUUUCAUUCAAGACCCC
Messenger RNA from Polyodon spathula (Mississippi paddlefish), 971 nucleotides. RefSeq names its product transcription factor Sox-14-like. The transcript has a single exon. Lineage: Eukaryota; Metazoa; Chordata; Actinopteri; Acipenseriformes; Polyodontidae. Gene Ontology annotation, biological process: positive regulation of transcription by RNA polymerase II; negative regulation of transcription by RNA polymerase II; cell differentiation. The record is from RefSeq and is a predicted model, not a curated record. Bases 108 to 821 code for a protein of 237 amino acids. Gene Ontology annotation, molecular function: RNA polymerase II cis-regulatory region sequence-specific DNA binding; DNA-binding transcription factor activity, RNA polymerase II-specific.